Molecule: messenger RNA, 2142 nt
Organism: Lotus japonicus
Lineage: Eukaryota; Viridiplantae; Streptophyta; Magnoliopsida; Fabales; Fabaceae
Exons: 4
Coding region: 838-1635 (265 amino acids)
Source: RefSeq, a predicted model, not a curated record
UUUUCUUAUUAAUAAACACUCAUCUCAAUAAAAUUUAUCAAUCCAAAAUGGCUAGCUAGAAAUUAGCGCAUUCAUUGCCGCUAGUAGUAUUUUCUAGCCAAAUAGUGUUACGGGUAGCACCUGAGUGACCAACGGACAAAUGAAAUGAAACAGAGCAAUAGAAAAAGUAACAAAGCAAACAAAGAAUUAAGGUGAGUGAGACAAGAAAAAGCUCUAUAAGGCAAUGAGUGUAAUAGGCAACAAGGCAAAGGUGUUUAAAAACAAUCUAAAAAAGGGCAAUCCUCCUCCUAUCUCUGCACGGCUGCACCUAAGGUAGAUUAAAUUGGCAAGUAACAGAGGUGCAGAAAAAAAAUACCAAGAAAGAUGAACAUGAAAAAGGAAAGGAGAGAAGGACUCUACAAUGCUCUGUUUAUGGUGUUGAUAAGGAAAAUUUGGAGCAUUAGUGUGUAGAAGCCAAGGAUAAAAAAUAAGAAACCCAUCACACCAACCACUCUCUUUCCCUCUCUCUAUAAUGAAAGACUCAGGAGAAAGAAAAGGGAGACAGUGAAGACCUUAAUAAUCCAUCUUCAAACCCUUUCUCACCACCAACAACCACUCACAACCCCUAGCUUCCAUAGUUCUCAACUUUCAAGCCGAGUUCCGCCAUCACCGACCCUCUCAGCGACCCAGUCGAACUCCGGCAACCACCUAGCCCAGCCGAGCUCCGCCGUCCGGUUCUCUCUCUGUCUCUGCCUUCUUCUCUUUUAUGUCAUCUCUGUUCAACAUAGUGGUGGCAAGCACAACAGGGGACCUUCGUCGUUCUACAUUGUCUCUGAUUGCAUUGUCACGAAUCAAGAAAUGGAAGCUAUUGGUAGUUGCAGUGAUAGACCCCCAAAAAGUUUUUCUAUUCCUAUAGACUUGAGAGAGGAACACAUGAGACUUCCUGCAUUUUUUUAUGGAAAGAAAAAGUCUCAAAUUAAGAAUGAUGUUGAGCUUACUGAUCCCAUGGGCAACUGUGUGACAAUUGGGGUAAUGACGGGAAGUUCAGGAGUUGUUCUUUGGGAUGCUGUCCCUAAACUAGUGAAGUUUUAUGGACUGAAAAAGAAUCAUGAUAUGGUAUUUGUUUAUGAAGGGGAAAAUCGUUUUAGAAUUGAAAUUUUUGAUGAAAACAAGAAACAUUUUCCAUAUCCAAUUCUUGUUAAACAAGAGUAUGAAGAACCACCAAAAGAGAUAGUUGAUUUGAGUUCUGACACUGAGGACGAGGUUGAGAAAGCUGGUGGAGUUGCCAAUCGUGUUCAUGCAGUUGCCCAGGUUGAUAAUCAAAUUGAUUAUAGUUUUACUAAAGUUGUGACUACCUCAGUUGCCAAAGGAAGUCAGACUCUGCCCUUGCCGCGGUCUGUUAUUCGUGAAUAUCUUAGUCAUAACAAUUGGGAAAAUCUGGUGCUGAAGAAGGAGGGUGCUAAGAAACCGUAUCGUUGCAAGUUGUUUGGGAGGAAGAGACUUCGGUUCACUGAUUAUCAUCUCGGUGGGGAUGGGCUUUAUCACUUUAUUAGUGACAACAAAUUAGCCGAAGGUGACCGCCUCCAUUUCACGGCUAAUGAGAUAAAUAAUAUUGUUCAAGUUAAGAUUGUACGUCGUAAUGGCAAUGGCAACUAGGUUGAAUUCAUUUGGUGGUGGGGCUAAACAUUCAGAGAACAUCGUUUGUAUUUGUCUUUUGUUUUGUUGAUGUUUUGCUUUGUGACAGCUUGAUGCAUUGGAACUGUUUUAUAGUGAUUGUUAAUACUAUAUUCCUCAUUUUUAAUUUGCAUUUUGUAUGAGUGGGAGAGGGACCCGAGUUAUUGCAUCAGGAUGUGUGUCCCUGAAAUCAAAAUGACGAGGUGGGUUACUGGAAUGCUAAGGCUGGAUUGGUUUAUUAGAAGGAGUAGUGUCUAAGUCACCAUGUAUGUGAAGAGUUUUUGAGAACAAUGAUGGAACAUGUAAGAUAUUGAGUGUCUCCUUUCUUUUGCUGCAGUAUGUUACCCACUUUUGCCUCAGUUUGCUGUUUUGAUGUGGCUUUGGUUUGGUUUGAAGGGCCAAAGCUUGGUUGGUAUUUACACUUGGGGUUGUUGAUGGGCAUGCUUUUAUAAUGGGGUGAAGCACCUCUUGUGCUUAAUAUUUUGGCUU